This is a messenger RNA of Acaulospora colombiana, 672 nucleotides long. Lineage: Eukaryota; Fungi; Glomeromycota; Glomeromycetes; Diversisporales; Acaulosporaceae. The record is from the annotation of a GenBank genome assembly.
ACUACCAUAGUGUCGCCAUUCGAAGAGAGUUUCAAGAACUAUCCCGUCAUGAGAAUGGUCCUUUCUUUCGGUGAUAUUUGCCAGACGGUAGUCGCCAUGAAGCGGGUGACUGGGGUCGGUCUUUCAGCUAUAAAACCAGCUUCAUCCAGCCUGGUUGAGACUCCAGUCGAGUUAGACCCUGCAAACCCCAAAAGUUCCCUGCAAACAUGUACUGGAAAUCCAUCGUCGCUCUUUGUGCCAUUGCUGCUGCCAGCGCCAGCCCAGUACGUCUACUCACUUUUCAUCAUUGCCACUAUUGUGACCGUUGUCCUUGAUAGCUCGAGAAGAGGCAAGCCCCAAGUGGAAGCUUCUCUCGUCCUCCGCCUCCCAGCGGUGUUCCAAGUGGCCUCCCUCCUAGUGGAGGUCCCCCAAGCGGAGUUCCCCCCAGCUUCACGUUCUCUGUUCCAACGUUCACUGGCUCUCCCCCACCCAGGCCAACUUUCUCUGGCUCGCUCCCUCCAGCAAGCUCCCAGUGGAAGCUUCUCUCGCCCCCCGCCCCCAAGUGGUAUUCCAAGUGGCCUCCCUCCAAGUGGCGUGCCCCCAAGCGGUGUUCCUCCCAGCUUCACUCGUCCAGUCCCUACUGGCUCAUUCUCUCGCCCACCCCUCGUACGUAACCAGGCUAAAUUGGGAUGA